Molecule: messenger RNA, 2961 nt
Organism: Trichosporon asahii var. asahii CBS 2479
Lineage: Eukaryota; Fungi; Basidiomycota; Tremellomycetes; Trichosporonales; Trichosporonaceae
Exons: 8
Coding region: 1-2961 (986 amino acids)
Biological process (GO): mismatch repair
Cellular component (GO): MutLalpha complex
Molecular function (GO): ATP hydrolysis activity; ATP binding; mismatched DNA binding
Source: RefSeq, a predicted model, not a curated record
AUGGCCACGAUCAAGGCGAUCGACCAGACCUCGGUCCACCGCCUACACUCGGGGCAGGUUGUGCUUGACCUCCAGUCGGCCGUGAAGGAGUUGGUCGAGAACGCGAUCGACGCGGGCGCGACGAGUGUCGGUGAGGACAAUGGACUUGACAGCGUUGAGGUCACCGAUAACGGCAGUGGUAUCAAGGAGGAGGACUGGGACGGCGUUGCGCUGAAACACCACACAUCAAAGCUUCCCUCGCUGGAGGAUCUGGCACAUGUCGAGACAUUCGGUUUCCGCGGCGAAGCGCUCUCGGCAUUGUGUGCGCUCUGCGAGUCUGUCACCGUCAAGACGGCAACUAGCGAGACGGCGCCUAUGGGCGCACUACUGUCACUGGGACGCGACGGGCGUCUCCUGUCCACGUCAAAGGAGGCGCGAAGUCGCGGCACAACGAUAACGCUCUCCGGUCUGUUCCGCCCCCUCCCAGUUCGACGGAAGGAGUUCGAGCGCACCGCCAAGCGCGAGUUUGCCAAAGCGUUAGGCAUUCUGACGGCGUACGCGCUCGUGCCAGCAUCUGUCGGCGACGGACGAAAAGGCCUGACAGACAGAAAACGGAACACUGUUCUCACCACUGACGGUCGAGGCGGUGUGCGUGCCUCCGUCAGCGCGCUGUGGGGCGCGAAAGCUCUGUCGGGUCUCGUUGAUCUGGAUCUGAACUUUGACGUCGAGGUUGACCGGGCCAUGGCGCGCCGUGAAGGACUAGACGUCUCCUCACAACCUGUCCGCGUCACUGGGUUGAUUAGCAGUGCCGCACAGGGUCAAGGCCGCGCGAGCUCAGACAGACAGUACACAUACAUCAACGGACGGCCCUGCAAUUUGCCACAGGUGAUGAAAGCUGUCAACGAGGUGUACAAGACCUACAACAUUUCUCAAGUCCCGCUGGCCGUCCUCGACUUCCGCCUGCCGCCAGAGAGCGUCGACAUCAACGUCAGCCCCGACAAGCGCACCGUGUUCGUGCACUCGGAGCGCAAUCUCAUCGCAGCGCUUAGGGAGGCGCUGGACCAGUUCUACGCUCCGACACGCUCUAACUUCGCGGUCGGGGGCGCGAGCCAGAUCCAUACAAUGCUCGCAUCGCAGAAGCCGGUCAUCGAUGAUGAAGCGGAGGAGGACAACGAAGAGGGCAGCGAAGAUGGUGACGCAGGCGGAGGCGAGGAUGAAGAACGCGGAGAGGAAGAGGGAGGAGAGGAACCAUCGCGCAACGGUGCGGGCAGCGAAGAGGAGGAUGAGCCGCAGCCCGCCCCUCGCAAACGACGGCCAGAUACGAUUGUGGCGACCCUGGACACAACGACAGCCUCUUGGUCGCCGCAGAAACGGCCGCGGACUAGUCUUCUCGACAAGUUAAAGAGCUACAGGAGCUCGGCGACGCCAGCUCCCGCUUCUGCCAUUCCUGCGGAUGGGUCGCCUGAACCGGAGUCUGAGCCGGAGCCGGAGCCAGAGCCGGAAGCUGAGGAGAAUGGGGCCGAGAAUGAGGACAUUGACAUGGAUGAGCCCGAGGAGGAAGAACCGCCAAGUCGCUCCUCACGGACAUCGCGCUCGUCGGCCAGUCUGGUGAAGGAGUCGCCAUUACAGCGGUUCUGGAACAACGCAACAAGGAGGUCCCGACAGGAAGAGGGGGUCGAAGAGGCCGUGGUCGUCAAAGAGGCACCGUCUCAGAUCGAGCGAACCUCGCGUCGAACAGAGAUGCUGUCACAGCUCCGGCGGCGGAGAGAUGCCUCCGAGGAGUCGGAAGAGGAACCUCAACCGCAGUCGGACGGAGAAGAUGAAGUCGAAGAAGUCCAGGUCAAAAUCUCCGAGUCCCAGAUCCCUCGGCCGAUACAACGCAUCCCUGGAACCACCGGCAUCGACCGCUCGCCCUCCCCAGCGGUUUCAAGAGAAGCCAGUGUUGCCGAGGAAUCUGCUGAGGCUGUUGGGGACGAUGAGGGACCGGCUACCGAGGGCACGGCGGAACGCCGUACAGUUGAGCCGGGCCACAGUUCGCAGGAGGUCGACGAUCUGUGCUGCGAUUCUCCUGCGGUCGGUCAAGCUGCCCCAGAGGAGCGAGAAGCCGUCCACGUCGACGACCCGACGGGUGGAUACCGGGACGAGAUCACCUCCACUCUCCCCGCCUCGGAGGCAACGCUGCGCUUCGACAUGGAGCAGGUGCGGCGCCGUUGGGCGUCCCUCUCACUCAGCCCACAGCCCAAGACAGAUGUCGCCACAAAGCUGAAGAAGGGCCAGGCAACGUCCGCAGCGGGCGUCCAGAACCGCGACCUGGCGAGCGCCGAGGCGGCCCUCUCGCGCUCCAUCGACAAGGCCGACUUUGCGCGCAUGCGCAUUCUGGGUCAGUUCAACCGGGGCUUCAUCAUCGCCGCCCUACCCUCCUCCACCGAGGGAGAGGAGGACCUGUACAUCAUUGACCAGCACGCGAGCGACGAAAAGUACAACUUUGAGACGCUGCAGCGCACCCACCGUAUUCAGGCGCAGGCCCUGCUUGCUCCCAAGGUACUGCAGCUCAGCGCCGGGGACGAGAUCACACUGCUCGAGCACCAGGACGUGGUGGAGCGGAACGGCUUCGAGCUGAAGUAUGACCCCGACGGCGUGCCCGGCCGUCGCGUGAAACUGUGCGCUGUCCCCGUCAGCCGCGACACGGUGUUUGACGAGAGCGACCUGGCCGAGCUCAUCCACCACAUCAAUGACGGACACGACAACCCGCGCACGAGCAAGGCAAGGGCCAUGUUUGCCAUGCGCGCUUGUCGGCGCAGUGUCAUGAUUGGCACGGCGCUCGCAAAGCCCAAGAUGGAGCAGCUUGUGCGCAACAUGGGCACGAUUGACCAGCCGUGGAACUGCCCACACGGCCGCCCGACUAUGCGACACCUCACGACUGUCGAGCCCUCGGACCAGUCUGGCCGCGGCCGCAUCGACUGGUCCAAGGUCGAAUUGUAG